Molecule: messenger RNA, 3435 nt
Organism: Leptidea sinapis
Lineage: Eukaryota; Metazoa; Arthropoda; Insecta; Lepidoptera; Pieridae
Gene: Usp5
Product: ubiquitin carboxyl-terminal hydrolase 5
Exons: 17
Coding region: 136-2538 (800 amino acids)
Biological process (GO): protein deubiquitination
Molecular function (GO): cysteine-type deubiquitinase activity; protein binding; zinc ion binding
Source: RefSeq, a predicted model, not a curated record
UAAAGUAAAUGAUAUAAAUGGCUGCCGCCUGCCGGUAUUUUCUGCUGUUUCCCGAUAACCGAGCUUUUUCAUGAUUUAUUGAAUUAUUGUUCUUGAAAUUAAAGUAUUAGUAAAGUAUAUAGAUAUUAACUGAAAAUGGCAUCUUUGGAUCUUUUAACGCCUCAUUUAUCAAAAAUAAAUAUUCCCUCAUCUCAGCAACUGGUAUAUAAGGAUGAAUGUGUAUAUUCCUUUGACAAUCCGGAAUCAGAAACUGGUCUCUAUGUGUCCCUGACAUCAUUCUUAGGCUUUGGCAGAAACUAUGUUGAACAAUACUACCAGAAAACUGGAAAUGCAGUAUUUUUGCAUAUUGCAAGGGAAAAGCAGCCGAUACCCGAACAAGAGCAAACAGGCGAUGGUCCUGAAAAAAAGAUUACCCGCUUGGCGAUUGGUGUGGAGGGAGGUUUUGAUCCGGAUUCUGGCAAACCUAAAUUCACAUACACAGAUCAUUAUAAUGUUGUUGUGUUGCCUGGCUUUCACACAUUUCCCUGGCCUAAUGACGCUUUGCCUGAAGUUGUAAAAAAGUCUGUCCGAGGUGUGUUGGAUGCCGAGUCACCGUUCAAAAAGGCUGAAAUGGCAGCAUUACAGGGUACAUGGGAUGGCGAGAAACGAGAAGUUUCAGUGCAUGCAUUUAAUUUGACUCAGCUGGACAAUGGUGUGAAGAUACCACCGACCGGGUGGAAGUGUGCCAAGUGUGAUCUCUCCAACAACCUGUGGCUCAACCUCACGGACGGGUCCAUACUCUGCGGGCGGAAGUUCUUCGAUGGAUCUGGAGGGAAUGACCACGCUGUGGAACAUUUCCGCGCUACGGGGUAUCCGUUAGCGGUGAAGCUCGGUACGAUCACUGCGGACGGUAAGGGAGACGUGUUCUCGUACGACGAAGAUGAUAUGGUCGAGGACCCGCACCUCGCCGAGCAUCUCAAACACUUCGGAAUCAACGUGCAGCAAUUGCAGAAGACAGAGAAAUCGAUGGUGGAGCUAGAGCUGGAGUUGAACCGACGCAACGGAGAGUGGAACACGCUGCAGGAGAGCAGCAGCGAACUGAGGCCGCUGCACGGGCCAGCACUCACGGGACUCAACAACCUGGGCAACUCUUGCUACAUGAACAGUGUUCUGCAGGUUAUAUUUCGCAUGCCAGAGUUCGUGAGGCGCUUCGUCGACGGAGCGUCUGAAAUAUUCGCAACAUUUCCGGCAGACCCCGUAAAUGACUUCAAUGUGCAAACAGCGAAAGUUGGUGUUGGCUUGCUAUCGGGACGGUAUUCAUUCCCAGAUGAAGCAGAGGGUGGCCAGAGGGGCAUAUCACCUCACAUGUACAGGCAGCUCAUUGGGAAGGGCCACCCUGAGUUUAUGACAAAAAGACAACAGGAUGCUCAUGAGUUUUUUCUGCACUUUCUUAUGUUGCUGGAGCGCAACAGCCGUAACAAACCUAACCCGGCGGAGUGCCUCAAGUUGUUGGUAGAGGAGCGCAUAGAGUGCAGCGAGUCUCAUAACGUGGUGUACAACUCGCGAGCAGAGUGUCACCUGCCGCUGCCCGUGCCGCUCGCGGCCGCUACCAACGUGCCGCAGGUGCGCGACUACGAGGCCAGGCGGGCGCAGGCUGAGGCGAGCGGCCAGAGACUUGAUCCUUCGCAAGUCAUAAGGCCUCACAUACCAUUCACCUCUUGCCUGGAAAGCUUCAUGAAGGAGGAGUCUGUGGAGAUGUUCUUCAGUGCGGCACUCAACAAAAAAGUCACAGCGCACAAAACUACGCGCUUGGCAACGUUUCCGGACUAUUUGCUGAUACAACUGAAGAAAUUCACUAUAAAGGAGGACUGGACACCCGCUAAGUUAGAUGUGGCUGUUGAAAUGCCGUGGGAGGUUGACUUAUCUUGUCUGCGAGGCAUGGGGCUGCAAGACGGGGAGACAUUGAUGCCCAGUGCGGCGCCCGACGCUCCCGCAAUACAACUGGAUGAAAAUCUGCUGACACAACUGUUAGACAUGGGAUUCCCGGUGGAGGCCUGCAAAAAGUCCCUCUACUACACCAACAACUCGGGGAUGGAGGCCGCCUCCAACUGGCUUAUGGAGCACAUGAAUGACUGGGACUUUGCGAACAAGUUUGAUCCCCCCGGCUCUAAGAGUACUGACGCUGGAGUCAGUAUACCGGUGGAUCCGGACAGCGUGGAACAGAUAACGGGUAUGGGGUUCACGGCGGCACAGGCGGCUCAAGCUCUGCGGGCGACCGGCGGAGACGUGGCCCGCGCACUCGACUGGAUCUUCAGCCACGUGGACCAGAUGGAGGAGCAGCCGCCUGCCAGCGACCGCAAGCAGGGCUGCAGGGACGGCGCCGAGAAGUACAGACUGGUGGCGUUCAUAUCUCACAUGGGAACCUCAACGAUGGUAGGACACUAUGUAUGCCACAUCCUGCACGAAGGACGCUGGGUCAUAUUUAAUGACAAUAAGGUUGCUCUCUCGGAAAACCCUCCCAAGGAUCUCGGGUAUUUGUACUUAUAUGAAAGACUGUGAUGAUGUGCUGAUACCAAAUAAUAUUAUCCAACUAUUCUGUUGACAAUUAAUAUGUUUUUAAGGAAGCUUACCAAGAAUUACUCAAAAAAAGGCAGGCUUUAUAUUUAUAUUUUAAAGAAAAUCUCACUUCAAGCUUGUUUUUUUUACAUAAUUUCAUUGAUGUCUCGCUAAUGAUUUUUUCCUUAUUGUAUAAAUAAUUAUUGUAAAUGUUCUGUUUAGGGAAGUGUAAGAGGUAUAACAUUCUUUUCAGUGAAGAUGUUUCAAUAUUUAUAACUUCAUAAAUAAAAUUGAAUAAACAAUUUGUCUUAAGCUUUUAAAUCUUGACAUAACUAAGGUUUGACGCUAUGAUGGCCGGUUUGACAUAUUAUAUUUUUAAUAUUUUUUACAAAGGAAGAUUUAGCGCAUGAUCCUAACCAGGGAAUAAGUUUUUGACUCACCCUUUUAGUGGUUAAAUUUUAUUAAAUGCCCUAGGAGCAGAUAGCCUAUAAUAUAAUAUUGCAUGCUUCUUAGAUUGAAAGGACUUCAACCAUUUCCUCUCAUUUUAUCCUUUGAGAGGAAGUUUCUUUUGGUGAAAUUUCCAAAUAUCUCUUUGUUUAACAUUUAUAUUUAUUCUCUGCUUUGAUGAGUCAUUCAGGUCAAGUUUAAUUAUCUGUGUCGAUAUAAUAUGGUAUGAUGUAAAAUCCAAAAUCAACAACUUCCUUAUUUAUUAACAUUAAAGAAACAUGAGCAAUUUUGAGACUGCUAUCAUAGGGUGCAUAUUAGAAAGGUAUCAAUAAUUUCUGUUGGUUUAAUGAGUUAGCUACCAAUAUUGUUCCAAGUUAUGUAUUGGAAUCCAAGGCAAAAUAACGACAACAUUUGUAUACAUUAUAUACAACGAAAUAAAUUAUUAUUUUAAAA